Messenger RNA from Scophthalmus maximus (turbot), 3276 nucleotides. It is a transcript of the gene gltpd2b, whose product is annotated as glycolipid transfer protein domain containing 2b. Lineage: Eukaryota; Metazoa; Chordata; Actinopteri; Pleuronectiformes; Scophthalmidae. The record is from RefSeq and is a predicted model, not a curated record. The transcript is spliced from 4 exons. Gene Ontology annotation, biological process: intermembrane lipid transfer; ceramide transport. Gene Ontology annotation, cellular component: cytosol; membrane; cytoplasm. Gene Ontology annotation, molecular function: ceramide 1-phosphate binding; ceramide 1-phosphate transfer activity. Bases 567 to 1493 code for a protein of 308 amino acids.
GGGGUGGUGUGUGGAGAGGAGAGAGGGUGCAUGGGUUUACUGAAACUGACCAGGAAUAUAGCACAUAUGGAGAAGAUGAAGCUGGGGGACAGAGGUUACUGGUGGACAGGCUACGUUGACUCUGCUUUAUCAGCCAGGGGCUGGGCAUGGCUGAUCUCUGGACCCUCAGAUUGAGCAAACACAACAAAAGACGGGCAGCACCUAAAUCUGUUGGAAACAAAGACAGGGUAGGGGAGAGAUGUGAGCCAAAGGAAGUCAAGGGAAAGCAAAGUUGUAAUAGCGUGGCAGAGGGAAAACAGCAGCUGUAAGAGUUAAACAUUGAUACAGGCUCUUUUGGGCACAAUGGCGGACAGAGGAUUGUGUUGAAGGUUUUGGGGAGGAGUAUGAAAGAUUUGAAAAGACGUGGGAGGGUGGAAUGGGUCAGAGGCAAGGGUCCGACAGAGAGUAAUUGUGGUGACAGCCAGUGCAAGGGGACAAGGACUCAUGUGAGACACAGGGGAAUUAAAAGAUAAAAGACAUAGAGAGGGAACAGAGAGGGACUGGCAGACCCAAAACUGGACUUCAGUAUGGGUGUCAAGAGAAAGGCUGCUGUAGCUAUCUUAGUCCUGCUGCUGUUCCUCGGCUCCCUGUGGCUCCAGGGGGGUUUGGAUUACCACUGGGAUUCCUGUUUGAAAGGUUAUAAUCAGGUGGACAAGUUUCACCAGCUGUCCAACAGCAGUGGGGCUGAUGGAGCUGAGGGUUCGCAGGUCCUGGAGGACUGCCCUGGUCAGACCUUCCAGGUGUCUCUUCUUCUCUCCCACCUGGAGUCUGCACCAGCCUACACCUCUGAUGUGCUGCUACAGCCCUAUCUGUCCAGCUGGGAUGAGCUGGUGAGGUUUAUGGAGGCUCUGGGCCCGAUGGUGCGACUGAUAUCUAAAGAGAUAGAAACAAAGACCUCCAUAAUCCGCCAACUGGCCUUUUUGUCAGAGCAGGAUCCCGAGGCAGAGCUGGGCCCAGAUGUACACUCAGUAAAUUCUGAGAGCACCGAUGCCGGGACGAAGAGCGAUUUAGAGGCCUCGCAGCACACAGGCGCUUACCACUCGGUGCGCUCCAUGAUCUGGGUGGAACUGAACCGAGGCGUGGUGGACUUUCACCACCAGACGGACUCUGGGUGUCGGACUCUCCUACGCCUGCAUCGCGCGCUGCUGUGGCUGAAGCUCUUUCUGGAGAAGCUGGCCGAGACACCGGCGGCAGGCCGGCUCAGGAGCCCCUCGGAGCUGUGUCGGGAGGCCUACCAGAACACACUCGCAAACCACCACACCUGGUUUGUGCGCAGGGCAGCUGAGAUUGCCUUCCUUGCCCUGCCAGAACGAGGUUUCUUCUUCAGGCUGGUGUGUGUGCAGGACCAGGAGAAGCUGAGCACAGUGCUGAGCCGAGUCGUCCAGGCCAUCGGAGAGGUUUAUGACAGGACAGAGAAAGCCCUGGAGGAAAAUGGCAUGCUAAACUUGCCAUGAAGAACUGACUGGACAUAGAGUCCUGACUCUUGGUUUAUCAUGUUUUGCACUGUCCUGAUGAUAUCAAGUCCAGCAACUAAUAAUAUUUCCCUUCCUAACCAAAGUGCUGUGGAACAAUCAAGUUACACUGAAAGUCAGUUUUGAUUUCAGUCCGACAUUCCUCAUCAAACAAGAAUAUCUCUUGACUUCUUCUCACCGCGGAGGAAUUCUGUAAGGGCAGCUGAUGAUGCAUUUGCUAAACACACACUGUGAAUUAUUUAAGCAGCUGGACACAACAACACAAACCUCUGCUGUAACAAUUGUCACAGAGGAGCUGAUAUUUUUCAUAGACUGAACAGUUCACAUGUUUGUGCCAACUCCCCACUCCCAUGUUUGAUUGGUAAAACAUUUUUUCUACAUUUUAAAAAUGUUAUUGAAAAUGACCGCCUUUUUAAUCAUGGUUAAAUUUUGGAGAUACACUUUGCUUCUUCAAAACGAGCUUGGUCUAGAUGCCUUGUAGACCAAAAGUAGGGGACCAAUCGAGCCUGAUCAAGUCAAUCAAAUUCACAGCGUGCAGAAGUUUUUGUAUCACGUUCAGAAUAAUUAAAUAUCUAGAAAAAAUUAACUAGAGAGAAUACAAAUGCCUGUUUUACAAAAUAGUCUGGUCCAGUAAUGUGAUAACUUUGACCUUUAAAUGCCACCGAGCUGUUGAGUAAUACUGUCCAGCAGAGGUUCCAGUGCUCUGCCUCGGUCUAAACUUCACUUUUCCUCACAUCACGGUUAAUAUCAUCGUGUGACGCACACGGACCUGGACAGGUUUUGUGGAAAUGGCCCAAUGGCAGAGUAAACUCUUUUUUAAAGGCAAUCCCAGCUGGGAAGAUCUCUUCAUGAAAAUAUAUUAGACGUGAAAGGUUAAACAUUAGAACUCCUGAUUUAGGGAUGUGUGACCAACUCGGAGAAAGGUAUGUGCAAAUAUCAGUUACUGGCUCUUCGCUUGAUUAGACUAUUUUAAACCCACAAAUACCUCUAAUGCCACGUAAUCCUGGCUCUCGCCCCUUUCCUGGACUCAGUCUCUCUUUCUGAGGUGAAGAAAGGAGAGAUAAGGAUAGAGCCCGAGGACACGGAGUGAGCAGGAGACAGGAGCCGGUUGAAGGUCAGUGAGCAGAAAUGCGCUUCAGCUGUAAUCUUGUCAAGCAGUCGGGGUCAGACUAUUUUAAAGCAGCUCCCGAGGGGGAAAAUGUCCAACCUGAACAGGGAUUCACAUAUUACUGAUCUUGGCUCGAUCAAUAUCUAUGAUCAUGAAAUAAUAUCAGUUGCACAAGGAUCAAGCCAAGAUUUCAAUCUGUGACCUCUGCCCACGUGAUGUGUACAGGAGGAUCACGCCACGUGUCGCAGGUAUUUCCAGUACGUAUUCACUUCCUCGUAAUCUUAUAAAAAUACACUGCAGAGAUUCUCACUAUAGUUCACGUCACACUGUACGACUUUCAUCUGUCACAAAAGACAGAAGGACCUCUUCUCUUUUGCUUUCUCGUUCGCCUGUAGUGUGUCUGCACAAGUGAACACUGGGGACCACUGGUGUUGUAGGCCGUGAGGAUUAUGGUGAAUGGGAUUACAUUAGAUUAUAUCCCACUGACGUAACCUUUGACACUGACUGGCUGGCUUCUUUUUCUGUCUCCUACAAACAGCGUAGCACAUUUAACUACACUGAGUCAUGACAAUUACAAUGACAAGUGCUUAAAAGAAAAAUACAAAAAAGGAAAGAUGAUCGAGAGGUAGAGGCAAAAAUUCAUUUUGAUCUUGAGUU